GCAUGUGAAAACGACAUUACCCUUCAUGCAACUCGGUAGGAAAACAGCUGAUCGUCGAGUUCCAGUCUCAGGUCGCGCAGCUGCAGGUUUACAAAAGUGUCGGAGGGUUUUUGUACUUUUUGCUUUUGAGACACAGACGCUGAAGAACAUGUCCGAACACCAGAGCUUCCAGUUCGGCAAGUCUCGUUUCAACCAGAACACGUUGUUUGGUCGCUUCAGACACUUCCUGGAUGUGAUUGACCCCAGCACCCUGUUUGUGACGGAGAGUCUUCAGCGCUGUGGAUCUCUGGAGACGACUACAGGAGUGUGUGGCGCUACUCGAUCGUUUCAAACAAGGAACUCUGCCUCCCGGAGUCACUGACGCUCAGCUUUGGAAAGCUCAGAAAGUGAAGCAGGCCAUCAUCCACCCUGACACCGGGGAGAAGAUCCUCAUGCCCUUUCGCAUGUCGGGUUACAUUCCAUUUGGCACCCCAGUGGUUGUUGGUCUCCUUCUCCCAAAUCAAACAUUGGCAUCAACUAUCUUCUGGCAGUCGUUAAACCAGAGUCACAACGCCUGCGUGAACUUCUGCAACCGCAACGCCUCCAAGCCGGCUCCAGCCUCCAGGUUCGUCCUGGGCUUCCUGGGAGCCGUGACCAGCGCCGUCUCCAUCGCUGUCGGGUUGAACGUGUUACUCCAGAAAGCAAAUGGCUUCAGCCCAACGACCAGGCUGCUGGUGCAGAGGUUCAUCCCCUUCCCAGCAGUGGCGAGUGCUAACAUCUGCAACGUGCUGCUCAUGAGGCACUCGGAGCUGUCGGAGGGCAUCAGCGUGCUGGACGACCAGGGGGACGUGGUGGGAACCUCCCGAGUCGCUGCCAGGCAUGCCCUUCUGGAGACGGCCCUGACCCGAGUGGUGCUGCCCAUGCCCAUCCUGCUGCUCCCGCCACUCAUCAUGUCAAUGCUGGAAAAGCUUCCUCUCCUGCAGAGGCAGCGGGGGCUCGUCCUGCCCGUCCACAGUCUGGUGUGUCUCGCCGCCUUCGGCCUGGCUCUGCCGCUCGCCAUCAGCCUCUUCCCUCAGAUGUCCCAGGUAAAGACAUCUGUCCUCUUCGGUCCCACACAACGUUAUUUAAUAACCACAGAUUGUUAUGAUUCAUAUUCUGGUGAUAAGGGACAUUUGGAGCUUCUGCAGGGGCAACAAUCAAAUGUCUGGAUUCUAUUUAUUGUUAAUUUAUUUAGAUAAAGUCUCUGUUCCUGCUGAUAUUAAAUUAUUAGUUUGCUGUUGUUCAUGACCCACACAACAGGCCUGAUAUCAGAUCUCUUGUCUUUCCACCACAUUUAGAGCCUGUGUGUUUUACCUCCGUGAUCCUCAGAGUAAGAACAGUCAGAUUAAAUCAUUAUUUAACGUUUUAUCUUCUCGUGUGCCGCGCUCCUAUUCUUCAUUUGUCUUUUCACGUCUUUAAACGAUGAUGCUUGACCUCAGAUCUUCCAGGACUCUGGUGUCAGUGACUGAGUGACUCUCCUGACCUCUGAACAGUUUCCCAUCCAGCUCUGCGUCCUCCCUCCUAAUGAGGCGUGGCCCUCUGAGACGUCACCUGCUCUGUGGUGAUCCGCCCGGAGUCUCUCCUGCCGUCCGAGGCCGUCCAGGCUCACGGGCUGAGCUCUGACUUCAGCCUCGCUCUUCUCAUGAACCGGCUGCGGCACCAUAUUGUUUUUCUCCUCCGUCUCUCUCUCUCUCGCUCUCUCUCUCUUUGUCUCCUCUCUGCCAAAUCACUUGCCGACACAAGCCAAGCAGCUCUGGCUUUAAAAAUGUUUAGGAUUUAAUUACCGCUGGAAAUAGCCCAGACAGCCAUAUGGCAAAAAAACUUCAGACAUAUGUGCCACCGACACGGAGGGGCCUGUUUU
Molecule: messenger RNA, 1879 nt
Organism: Pleuronectes platessa (European plaice)
Lineage: Eukaryota; Metazoa; Chordata; Actinopteri; Pleuronectiformes; Pleuronectidae
Gene: sfxn5a
Product: sideroflexin 5a
Exons: 14
Coding region: 432-1217 (261 amino acids)
Biological process (GO): mitochondrial transmembrane transport; monoatomic ion transport; citrate transport
Cellular component (GO): mitochondrial inner membrane
Molecular function (GO): citrate transmembrane transporter activity; monoatomic ion transmembrane transporter activity
Source: RefSeq, a predicted model, not a curated record